Messenger RNA from Clavispora lusitaniae ATCC 42720, 5913 nucleotides. It is a transcript of the gene SEN1, whose product is annotated as putative DNA/RNA helicase. Lineage: Eukaryota; Fungi; Ascomycota; Pichiomycetes; Serinales; Metschnikowiaceae. Gene Ontology annotation, biological process: termination of RNA polymerase II transcription. The record is from RefSeq and is a predicted model, not a curated record. Gene Ontology annotation, molecular function: transcription termination site sequence-specific DNA binding; helicase activity. Gene Ontology annotation, cellular component: nuclear body.
AUGUUAGGUCCGGAGGAAUUGGAAGAGCUUAGGAAGGACAUUGUCCUAAGCCACACGGAACCUGGCAACUCCGAGGUUCAGACCCGUGUACUCAUGAAAUGCAUUCAAGUGUUGUCGCUGGAUGAUCUUCCUGAGGAUACGCACUUGUUUUGUAACAAGGAUCUUCAGCCAAUUUCGGGCCAUACGCUUAUCAUGUUUUCGUUCCCAGGCCAAAAGAACAAGCAAAGCCGUAUCGUCGAGCAGAAAAUGGUGACCAGCAUGAUGAGAUGCAACGACUGUGUGCGGAGUUUCUGGCGGUGCUUGUCACAGAUGCGUCAGCGGUUUGUUUUACUCCGAAAGAUCCCCGUGGCUCAAGUGCAACAGUUUAUGAACAUCAUCAUUGCAUGGCAGACACAACGGAUUGCCCAGGAUCUAGAAGAAAUCCUUAAGGCCCCGCCAAAUACUCCAGACAGCUUGAAUAAGUUGUUGUAUGACGCGCUAUCUAUUCCUUCUAUGGUCAGGAAAGAUAGUGCUAUGCGGCCUGAAAUUGAAAGACUCAUAGACAUGGUAGCUGAUGAUUCUACCGUGUCGCAACAUUUGCUUCCUGCAGUGGUUACUUAUCUUGUGGAAGGUAACCCGAAGGAGUAUGCUUUUGCAGAAAAAGUUUUGGCCAAGAUCCCACUGGAGAACAGAACUUUGGAUCCUCAAGUCAUUGACGAAUUCAACUACCACUUUUAUCGCAUACAGAACGCAAAAUACUUUACUCCAGACCUUAGCUGUCGCUUUUGGAAUAUGCUAAAGUUGCUUCUUGAUCAUUUUCCUGCGACUGAAAUUACAAGAUUACUUAAACCUUCGGAUUUGGAGGAAAUGAGCUCUUUCACCCGAGUAAGGCUUUUUCCUUUGAUAAGAGUGCUAUUCAAUAAUUUGAUGGCAUUGUUAGAGGCCCCGUUACCAGUUCUUUUGAAGGUACUUCAAAAAUUCUUAGAGGUUUACGAUGUGCGUUUUUGGCAGUUAGCUCCUGACUGCCACUACUCCAACAUACUUGACACAGUCUUACCUAACGCACACUUUCAAGCAUAUCUUCAUGAAGCUGCAGUCAAAUCGGAUGCCAAGACUUCACUCUCCGAUUUACUUGCUUGGAUGUCGCCCCUUGUGGACAGUUUAUCCGGAUCCCAGAAACAAAGUGCGGCCAUAAAGUUGUGUGACUUUUUGGUUCAGCGUGAGAAAAUGGAAAAAUCCAAUGAUAGAUUUGAUUCAGUAAACAUUUUAACGCAAUGCUUCACCUUUGAUCAGUUGAAUCCCUUGGAAACUUCAAAGCAAUCUGAAACCUCCAUUAAUUUGAUGAGAAUGAGAGAUGCCAGGCUGACUGUUUCUAGUCAUGCGGAAUACUUUAUUACAUUGGCAAAGAAAGAUGUUGACGUGAUGUCGGCGGCUCUUAAUCUCAUAUGUUGUGCCUUGCGAUAUGAUAUUUUGGUUGCAGCCAAUAACUCUGCCGUGAUACAGCAUAGUGAAAUACCUGCAUUACCUGAUUUUGCUCCCAAAUUGUGGGAAGAGUUGACCAGAUUUUCGUUCACUAAAUCAUAUCUGGUUUCGAAAAUCUUAGAAUCAUUCACAGACGCCCUGUCGAUUAUCAUAUUCAAAGAGAAAAAGAGUGAUCAAGGCUCAAAAGAGUUGAAUGCUUCUAUAAAAAUUCAUAACCGCGAGUGUGAGAAGCUUUCAGCUCAAAUAUCUAGCGUUCUAGACAAGAUUUCUUUGGCAGAUCCAGAUGAACUCAAAAGUAUCAUAAAUGAAAAGGAAUGUCUGGUUGCCCUCUGGAGCUGUUUAUUAUCUCCUUCCAUAAAUCAAUCUGCGUUAAAUGUUAUCUACCAGGUUUACGAUGCAGAGGGCCGUUAUGAGGCGAUUGAGAGCAUAUUUGGGCAUGCUUUAAAACCAAAUAUCAAUGCUGUCGUUACAUCCCUUUCUCAUAUUGCUGAACUCAAGGUAUAUGAAACAUGUCCGAAGACAAUGAGAAUUCUCAUGGAUGUUAUCAGGGCACUUAUGAACCCAUUAACCGGCAUCUUGACCACACAGGCCGAGAAAGCUAAUGACUGUAAAGAUGAGUUAAAGUCUUUAUGGACAGCAAGUUGGUCUUUUUUGGUUAUGGUGUAUCAACAAACCCUAAUUUGGGCUGGGCUCUAUCAUCUUGAGGAUUUGAUAGAAUUUACCCGUGAUACACUAGAUACUAGUCACUUACUAUUAGACUCAUUCAGAGUUUUGUUGGAUAUUUUCAACGACCCAAGUGUUGCUGCUCCUCUCUUUAAUGUUUUUAUGGAAGCAUUCCAUUAUCUUAUCGUCUGGCUUCGCUUGGGGGAUACCUCACUUUUGAAUUCUUGUGUUGAUAUCGUAUUCAAGGGUUUCGACUUUGCUAAGGAGUUGAAUGUGAAUGUGGACAAAUCUUUUCUUAUCAUGUUUGCGAAGUACGGGGCCAAGGCCAAAAAGUUCAAUAAUAAGCUCACUGAACAACAGAGAAAUGAAAUUUUAGCUAAAGCUAGUGAAUUCGACGCUCCUUUAGUUCAAUAUGUGAUUGACGAAGUCGCCAGAGAACGGGCAGGUAAAAUGAAUGCUUCCUUGGCUCUGACUAAGUCUCAAUCUCCAUCUAUUUCACCCGGUGCAACUUAUGCAUACCAAAGCAAACCCAAACAACCUAAGCAGCUGACUUUAUCAAGAUUUGGUGUGAUUACUAGCACACCUCCUGUUGCUCCACCACCACCCAAGCCAUUCAAAUCUAAUAAUUUGGAAGCAAUCAGAAAUGAACUCAAAUCCAAUAGGACACCUUCAAAAGUCCCCGUUAUCAACCCGGCACCACCAAGACCAGCCGGAUUUAACCCUAAGCAUGCCCCUGUCGUUGGUCGGUCAUUAAAUGCAUUGAGACAUAAGAAGGUGGAGUCUGACUCUUCAGAUGACGACGAAAACGACGAGGAUGUGGACAUUUCAGACUUGUUUCUUGACUCUAAAAAGAAGACUAAAAUUACAGAACUUGAUAUUCAUGGUAGACCAGUGGUGAAAAUGGCUGCUCAAAAGAAGAUUGACAACAAAAGACAAGAAGAAGAAAGAAUGCGGUUGCGUCUAAAUGUGAAUUUGAAACCACUCUACUCCACGAUUCUAAAAUGGAAUUACAACAGCAAUAGCGAAUUCCCAACUGAUGAAAGAGACAUUUAUCAGCCAAUUAAAAAUACAUACACUUCGGCGAAAGAAUACGUUAGCAUGAUUGAGCCUCUUUUAAUGCUCGAGUGUUGGCAGGGAAUUCAGUCGUCCCGUGUAACAGGGCAAGAAACACCUUUCGAUUUGCUUGUUGGAAGCAGAACCACAUGCGAUGGUUUUUUUGAUGUAUACGCAUCAAUCAAAAAGACAGAUUUGGCUACACGCAAAAUUGGCGAUACGGACUUGUUGGUCCUUGGGUACGUUGCUGAUAAAAAUAUGAAUGAUCCUCGUUCUAUAUCAUCAUAUCUCAAGAAUCCAACUUCUCAGACAUGUUUAGCAAAAGUUAAAGAGAUUAAGUCCGCAAAUGCUGAUUUCAGUGAUCUUACAAUUCGUGUCUAUCCACAAGGUUCCAUGAUGGGGAUAUUGACUCCAAAAUCUGUUAUCGUUGCAAUGAAGGUCAUGCCUAUGAUAACAGUCGAAAGAGAAUACUCAUCACUUAAAGGAUUGCCAUAUUACGAUUUGUGUGACGAUAUUCUUAAAGCCCGUCCGGCAAGCCCUGCAAACAUUUCUGAGUCUGAAGCAACAUCUAUGUGCCAAAAGUUGAAUGUCAAUAAGUCCCAAGCAAAGGCUAUCCUAGGCUCCUUUCAGAAUAAUGGGUUUUCCUUAAUUCAAGGUCCACCUGGUACCGGUAAAACGAAGACCAUCUUGGGAAUUGUUGGUAAUACUCUCUCGCACUCAAAGAAGUCCAAUGUCAUUGAGGUUCCAGGUGUAACAUCAAGUGACCACCAUUCUGACAAAGAACAAGGCCCGAAAGUAUUAAUUUGUGCACCAAGUAAUGCCGCGGUUGACGAAUUGGUUGUACGUCUUCGCCAAGGUGUUCACAAUGCAAAGGGAGAAGAAAUGAUCCCCAAGAUUGUACGCUUGGGUCGGUCUGACGCUAUCAACUCUUCAGUCAGGGACUUGGGUCUCGAAGAACAAAUUGAAAAGCAACUAAAAGUUCGAAACAUAUCAGUUGUCAUUGAUCCGAACAUUCGAACUGAGCAUAACAAAUGCAUUGCUGAGAGAGAUGAGAUUCGUGAGAAAUUACGCAGAGGUGACUUGGAUGAUGAAAAGAUUGCCGCUUUGGAAACCCAACUUCGUGAGAUUAAUAAAAAGCGAAGCGAAUUAGGAAAGAGAUUAGAUGAACAGAGAGAGAAUGCAUCUAUUGCUUAUCGUACAAAAGAAAUUGAAAAGCGUCAGCUACAGGCAAAGAUCUUAAGUGAAGCGCAGGUCAUAUGUUCGACGUUAUCAGGUUCAGCCCAUGAUUUCUUGGCUAGCAUGUCUAUGAAGUUUGACCAAGUCAUUAUUGAUGAAGCAUGUCAAUGUGUGGAAUUAUCUGCAAUAAUUCCCUUGAGAUACGGCUGUAAGAAAUGUAUUAUGGUUGGUGAUCCUAAUCAAUUGCCUCCUACCGUUCUCUCCCAAAAGGCUGCAUCUUUCAAGUACGAGGAGAGUUUGUUCGUACGGAUGCAGAGAACGAAUCCAGAAUCAGUCUACCUUUUGGAUGUACAAUACCGUAUGCAUCCUCAAAUAUCCAAGUUCCCAAGCGCUCAGUUUUACAAGUCUAAAUUAACGGACGGGCCACACAUGAUGGAAAAGAACAAUAGGCCUUGGCAUGCGGACUUUCCAUUAUCGCCUUAUCGGUUUUUUGACAUUGGUGGCAGGCAUCAACAGAAUGUGCAAACAAAAUCGUUUUUCAAUCCUCUGGAAGCCAAAGUAGCUCUCGAGUUAGUUGAGAAGUUGAUGCAAAUCUUACCUCAGGACAAGUUUAGAGGUCGAAUCGGUAUAAUUUCUCCCUAUAAGGAGCAAAUCCGGACCCUCAAAGACACAUUUGUGCGCAAGUACGGAAAUCUAAUCCUCAAUGAAAUUGACUUUAAUACUGUUGAUGGAUUCCAAGGACAGGAAAAAGAAAUCAUUAUCAUGUCUUGUGUUCGUGCAAGUGAAUCUGGUAGUGUUGGUUUUUUGAGUGAUGUGAGACGUAUGAACGUCGCUCUUACACGUGCAAGAACAACUUUAUGGAUCUUGGGAAAUAAACAAUCCUUGCGGAGAGAUAAGAUAUGGUCCAAAUUGAUUGCAGAUGCAGAAAGUAGGGACUGUGUUACUCUGGCUGAACCAGGGUUCUUGAAGCGGAUAUUCAAAACUGGUCAACCAUCUCAAAGCACUUCCAAUGCAAAUGGAAGUCAGGAACUGCCUGAAACGGUCGUGGACAGAAAAAGAAAAUUAUCUUCUGUGGAUGUCGUCUCUACUGAAGUCACGCCCAAACUUUCGAAAUUGGAUACGUCCAAUCCAGGCAACUCAACGGUGGGUAAUCAGGUCCCAUCUACUUUGCCUAAACCAUCGCAUGCAGAAAACGCUGUGGACAUUAGCUCGGCAAAACAAAACUUGUCACCUACUUUAAAAAAAUCACACGAGAAGAAACGCGUUCCUUACAUUUAUAAUGCUAAGCUGCUGUCAGCCCUGACAAGCAACAAUGAUACGAAUAGAGGUUCCGCAAGCAACAGUCGUCCUUCCGAAAAAAUAGCAUCAACAGAAACAAAGGAUUCCCCAUUUACGCAGAGUUCAAACCAACAAACACCUAACACGGCCACUAGCAAGACGAGUUCUAGUAACGCUUCCGGUAUAAAUCCCACGAAGUCUGGCGUUUACAUGCCCCCACAAGGACCGCGAAAGAGAGGUUCGAGCAGCAGUAUCUUCAUCAAGCGGAAACGGCCCACUUAG